Messenger RNA from Chlamydomonas reinhardtii, 9303 nucleotides. RefSeq lists its product as uncharacterized. The record is from RefSeq and is a predicted model, not a curated record. NCBI's taxonomy places the organism in Eukaryota, Viridiplantae, Chlorophyta, Chlorophyceae, Chlamydomonadales, Chlamydomonadaceae. Bases 241 to 8991 code for a protein of 2916 amino acids. Gene Ontology annotation, cellular component: nucleus. The transcript has 40 exons. Gene Ontology annotation, molecular function: zinc ion binding; 5'-3' DNA helicase activity.
AAUCCCUGCUCCCGCAACGUGUCACACAUUCACAUGAAGAGAAGAAUGCAGCAGCAGGAUGACCAGCGGCAGGCGCAGGGCCCGAAUCGCGACCCCAAACGCUCGAGGCAGCAGGUCGAAAAGCGGAUUUGCAAAUAUUACGCAGAAGGCACCUGCCGGAAAGGGAAUUACUGCGACUUCGCUCAUGUGCGCGGAGACGUCGGUGGCGUUGAGGAGCAGUCGCGCGAGCGUCGGAGCGGCAUGGCUGCUAGUGCGGGGCAAAGACGUGGAUUCGCCGGCAGCGCACAGCGCUCGCCCUUCGGAGCGCUCAAGGACCUCAGUCGGCGUACGAGCCUCCGUUCCGAUGAGGAGAUAAAAGACUUCCUGGGCUCCGCCCUGCAGAGCCUAUCGGACCCUGUCGUUUCAGAGCAGGCCCUGCAGAUGCUGUGCGGCGCACGGAUCGGCACAGCAGGCGGUGGCGCCGACGAGAAGUCCAACGCCCCCGCACACGUCGAGCUCCUGUUGAAAGACAUGUCAGAGCGGUACAAGGUCGGCAAGCUCACGGACAAGGUAUUCCGCGAGCGCGUGGUGCCGCUGCUGCGCUUGCUUUCUGAUGAUGCCGUAAUUGAUUCACUGCGGUCGCACUGGACCAGCCCGCUACUUAACAGCGUGCUUCAUAAGUUCGACUGGUGCGCGCUCGCGAGCUGCUAUGAGCGGCUGUCGCGCGGCGAGCUGUCAGUGGAACGUGGAGGGGCGAGCGCGCAGCCGCUGCGCUGGUUGCCCUGCUCCUCCCUGGAUGCGCUGGAGCCGCCCGCCCGCCUGCUCAACGCCCUGCUGGAGCGAUUCCAGCUGCCGGCAGACCGCCAGCCGCUGCUCGCGCUCGAGCCAAACAGCAGCAGCUUGUCAUCGCCGGAGCAGCAACAGCAGCGGCAGCAGCAGCAUCAAGGCUUGGCAGCCGCGGGCGCCGCCAGCGGGAGCAGUACUGCACGUGCGGGGCAGCAGCAGCCCGGCAGCGGCAGCGGCAGCAAGGCCUCCAGCGCGGCGCGUGCCGCUGAACCGGCCGCCAAGCGUCUAUUGGAUGUGCUACAGGAGCUGCACACCUCAUUGCUGGCUGCAGCGCCGGCCGCAGGCGGGGGCCACGAGCAGGCCUGCCGAAGGCGGCGGCUGCAGGAGGUGCUUCGCUCGGCCCGGCGGCAGCUGCAGCACGGCAGGGACCGUGAGGUGGUGCUGGACGAGGCGGAGGCGGCGCAGCGCCGUCGCGCGGAGGCGGCGCGGGAGGCGGCGGCGCGAGGCGACCGCGCCGCGGUGGUACGCCUGCAAGACCCCGACCACCUGCCGGGAGAGCUGCGGCUGAGCGGUGCGGCGCGCCACGACAACGACGCCGCCGACUACCGGCGCAUCCAGGUGGUGCCCACGUGCGCCGAGCUGCUGUGCGCGCAGGAGCCCUACCUGCCCAGCAACAGGCCCGGCAGCAUGCCCCACCUGGCGGACGACCCGCAGCGGGCGCGGCUGGAAGUCAACUUCCGACUGCUGCGACACGACGCGAUCGCGCCUCUGGCCACCGCCCUGACCGCCUUCCUGCGCAUUGGCGGCCUGGCUGUACUGCCGCCACUGCCGCCCGCCGAUGACGACGGCCGCGGCCCUGCCUUCCACCGCCACCCUCGCGGCGGCGGCGGCGGCGGCGACCGGCUCCGUUUUGAGGGCGGCACGCAGCUGUUCGUGUACCGGGACGUGCGGUUUGAGGGGCUGGAGCUCACCAAACACGACGGAGCCGUGCUCAAGGUAUCGCUGCGGCAGCCGCAGCAAGCGCAGGCCCGCGCCCCCACCACCCACCAACUGGAGGAGUAUUGGCGCCGCUCCAAGCGCCUAGCACACGGUACCCUGCUGGCCUUCUGGUGGGAGCCCGCGGCGGCGACAGCAGGUGGCGCUGCUGGUGGUGCCGCGGGUGCCGCCACAGCCGGAGCCGCAACUGCAGCAGGUCGCGUCGGUGGCGGAGCUGGUGGUGGUGGUGGUGGUGGUGGUGGUGGAGCUGGUGGUGGGGGCCGGCCAGCGCCGCAGCCGCGGCUGGUGGUGGGUGUGGUGGCGCAGAGGGAGCCCAAGGACCUGGCGCAGCAGCGCGCGCAGCUCGGCAUCAGGCUGGUGUCGCGGGCUGACUAUGAGGCGCUGCUGGGCGCGUGGCUGGAUGCGGCUGCGGGGUGCGGCGGCGAGGUGGCGCUGGUGCAGGAGCACAACAGCUUCUUCGCGUACGAGCCCGUGCUCAGGGCGCUGCAGGAGAUGACAUGCAUUCCUCUGGCACAACACCUGGUGCCAGGCUUCGCGCAGCCGCCACCGCCCUCGCCCGCCGCCGUCCUGGCCGGCGGGUCUGGGGCGCACACUGCCACUGCUGCCGCGGCUGCCGCGGCUGCCGGGGCCGGUGGCGGCGGGCCCCCUGAGCUGCAGCUGCUGUGUCCUGCCUACCUGGCCGACAACCCCGUGUGCGACCUGAGGCACAUCGCGGACAAGCGGCGGGUGCUGGCGCUGCCGCAGGAGGAGCGAGUCAGGGUGCUGCGCGCGCUCAGCCAAGCCGACCUGUCUGGCGGCGGCGGCGGCGGCGGCUUCCCGCUGUCGGAGCUGCUGGCAGCUACCACGCUGGACGGCGCGCAGGCGGAGGCGCUGCGGGCGGUGCUCAGCCGCGAGGUGGCGGUGGUGCAGGGGCCUCCGGGAACAGGCAAGACGUAUCUGGGAGUGGUGAUGACCAAGGCGCUGCUGUGCAACACGCGCAACUCCGCGACCGAGUACAACGAAGGCGAGACGGGGCGCGACCAACAGGGGCGGCCCGGCCGGGGGCGGCCCCCGCGUGGCGGGUCUGCUCCGGGAGCCGGCGGAACGGCCGCGUCGCUGCCCACGUGGAUUGCCGAGUGCGUCGGCCCGGAGGCGGCGGCACCUCCUCCCUUGGACGCCGCUGCAGCCGCAGGCCCCGCAGGUGCCGCGCCGCCGCCGCCGCCGCGCCCGGACAUCGGGCCCGUGCUGGUGGUGUGUUUCACCAACCACGCACUGGACUCGUUCCUGGAGGGGCUGCUGGACGCCGGCGUGACGCAGCAGAUUGUGCGGGUGGGCUCCAACAGCAGGGUCGAGCGCCUGCAGCAGUUCAACCUGCGCAACCUGCAGGACAGGGCGUACGGGCUGCAGCCGCUUUACGCGCGCAUUGAGAAGCUGGCGGCGGAGGCGGAGGCGCUGAGCGGCACGCUGCAGGCGCUGGCGGGCGGCGGCGCAUGCAUGGGCGGCAGGCCCCUCAACUGGCGCGAGCUGGAGCCGCUGAUGCUGGAGCGCUACCCCGCUCUGCACAGCUCCUUCCGCCGCGGCCGCCGGCCCUGGAACCGCCGGCCUGAGGAGCUGGCGCAGGAGCAGCCGCCCUUCGUGGUGCCCGACGGCCUGAUCCCGGCCGAGGGCGAGUUCCAGCAGCAGGGGCGCGGGCCGCAGCAGGGGCGCGGGCCGCGGCCGCAGGAGGACGACGGAGGCGGCUGGGAGGUGGUGGGGCCCAGGGGCCGGCGCGGCGGCAAGCAGCGCGCACCCGGAGGCAGCUAUGCGGACCUGGUGUCUGACGACUGGCUGCGGAGUGCGCCGGACAAGGACUGGCGCGUGGGGCGGGUGCGGCUGGAGGCGGAGAGGGCGGCCGCGGCCGCCAUGGCAGCGCAGCGCGCCUCAGGCGGCAUGAUUGCAUCCGAUGACGAGGCGGAAGACGACAUGAUGGAACUGGACGGCUUUGGAGCCGCAGGUGGCGGCGCCGCCGGGGGGGUUGCGGGCGGUGGCGGCGCAGGCCCGGACUGGUGGCGCGCCGUGACCACCGCACGCGACGCCGCGUCGGGGCCCCUCCUGGGCCUGUUCGCAGGAUCCGCACGCCCUGGCGGCGCCGGCGGUCCGGCGGCGGGUGCUGGUGGCAUGGUGCUGCCGCCGCCUCCUCCGCCACCGCCGCCGCCUGCAAUGCGCGGCAACGCGCCCGGUGCUGCCGCUGGGGCGGCGGGCCCUGCAGCGGCUGCUGCUGCUGCCACUGGCCGCCUCGCCCCCGCUCCCGCGGCUGCGGCCGCUGGUGCAGAGGCGGAUGAUGAGGGCGACGAUGCCGCGGAGCUGACGCCAGCGCAGAACGCGGCCCGUGCGGCAAUGGCGCGCAUGCGGCAACAGGCCCAGGAGAUGGAGGCAGCCAUGGCGGCCGCGGCACGGGAGCGGGCGCAGGAGCAGCAGCAGCAGCAGCAAGAGGGGCAGCAACAAGAGGGGCGGCAGCAGCCGCGGCAGCAGCAGCAGCCGCAACGGGGCCCUGCUGGGCAGGAGGGAGAGGCGGCUGGCCCCCAGCAACAGCAAGGUCGACAGGGGCGGCGCCACAGGAGGGCAUCGGGCCGCUCGGAGGCAGCGAGUGAGGCGGCGGAGGAGGCGGAGCUGCCGGCGCCCCCGGCCCUCGCGCUGCCGCCCGCGGAGGUGCAGGCGAUGUGUGCACGGUCGCGGCCGACGGCGGAGCUGCUGGCGGCGGAUGACGUGUGGUGCAUGAGCAGGUGUGAGCGGCAGCGGCUGUACACGGAGCUCCAGCGGCUGCGCUACCUGCGGCUGCUUCAGGAGGUGCAGGAGGUGCAGCAGGAGUUCGAGCGGGCGGAGGCCAUGAUUAAGGAGACGCAGAACGCGGCCAAGCUUUCGGCGCUGCGCGCGGCCCGUGUGGUGGGCAUGACUACUUCGGGCGUGGCGCGCAUGCAGGAGCUGGUUGCAGCCAUGAAGCCCCGGGUGCUGUUGGUGGAGGAGGCCGCGGAGGUGUACGAGGCGCACGUGCUGGUGUGCCUGUCGCGCAGUGUGGAGCACCUGGUACUCAUCGGCGACCACGAGCAGCUGCGGCCCAAGCCCAACGAGUACUGCCUGCAGGUGGAGAGCGGCAGGGGCCUGGACCUGGACCUGUCGCUGUUUGAGCGGCUGGUGCGGCAGGAAGGCCUCAGCGUGGCCUCCCUGCAGGAGCAGCGCCGUAUGCGGCCGCAGAUCAGCCAGCUUAUCCGCGGCACCAUCUACCCGCACCUGCGCGAUCACCCCCUGGUGGCCUCGCACCCGCCCCUGCGCGGCCUGGCGCACAACGUCUUCUUCCUGGACCACGACCACCCCGAGGGAGGUGCAGGGGCAGCAGCGGGAGGCGGUGGAAGUGGUGGUGCGGCUGCGGCGGCGGCGGCGGGCGAGGACCGCUCAAAGUACAACGAGUGGGAGGCGGCCUACUGCGUGCAGCUUGCCCGCUACCUGCUUAUGCAAGGCUACGACCCGGGCAGCAUUGUGAUCCUGGUCACCUACACAGGCCAGCUGCACCGCGUGCGUGACGAGAUGACGCGCGCCAACCUGCGCCUGGUGGUUUCGGACCGAGACCGCGAGCAGCUGGACAAGGCGGGGCUGGCGGCCGAUGAUGACGACACCGAUGGCGUCUCGGAGGACAUCGGCGCAACGCAGCAGGAGGCAGCAGCGGCACCAGCAGCCGCAGCCGCGGCGGGCGGCGGCAGCGUGCGCGUCCUGACGGGCGACGAGGACGCCGCCGCCAUGCUGCGCGGCGGCGGCAGUAGCGGUGCCGGCGCCGGCGGCGCCCGGCCCGCAGGCAACUUCGGCAGCGGCUUAAAGCCGCCGUCUUCGGGGCGACAGGGCGGCGGCGGGGCAGGUGGGCAAGAGCCGGUGGGCGAGAGGCUGCCUGACGGCUGCCGUGUGGUGACGAUGCGCGAGGGCAUCCGCUGCGCCACCGUUGACAACUACCAGGGCGAGGAGGCGGACGUCAUCCUGCUGUCCACGGUGCGCAACGCCAAGGACGGCCGCAUCGGCUUCCUGCGCCUGCGCAACCGGGUGAACGUGAUGCUCAGCCGCGCGCGGCACGGCAUGGUGGUGCUGGGCAACCAGGCCUCGCUGCGUGCGGGAGCCGAGAGGUACCGGGUGCCCAUGUGGGGCCAGGUGCUGGACAUGCUGCAGCAGGACGGCUGCGUGGGGCCCUGCCUCAAGACCAAGUGCGUCAACCACGGCGAGGAGACGGAGAUUUGGGACGUGGGCGACUUCGGACGCCUGGUGGGCGACGGCGGCUGCAGGCGGCCCUGCGGCGUAGCCAUGCCCUGCGGCCAUACAUGCCCAAGGAGCUGCCACGCCGACGACCGCGAGCACCGCUACGUCACCUGCACCAAGCCCUGCAACCGCCUGCACAAGCCUUGCGGCCACGCCUGCGAGCGCACCUGCGGCGAGCCCUGCGGCCGCUGCACGCAGCGCGUAAACGAGCCGUACCAGCUGGAGUGCGGCCACGCCGGGCCGCAGGGCGUGCAGUGCUGGAAGCGCUACGCCACCGGCACCGAGGCCAUCCGCUGUCGCGAGCUGGUGGAGGUGACGCUGCCGGCGUGCGGCCACACGCUGGACGUGCCCUGCUGCGAGGCGGAGGGCGUGCGCACCGGCGGGCGGCCCUGCAGCCAGGUGGUGGCCGUGGAGAUGCCGGCGUGCGGCCACAGCGUCCGCGUGCCCUGCGGCGAGCGUGCGGCGCUGCUGGCGGACCCCACCCGCUGCACCGCUGCGUGCGGCGCGCGGUUGGCGUGCCUGCACGAGUGCGGCGGCACGUGCGGCGGCUGCAUGCGGAGCGUGCUGGGUGCGAAGUUCGAUGAGCUGAUGGCGCAGGGCUUCAUCGCUGGUCAGGGUGCGGAGCUGGGCGACGCCUGGCGCCGCGCCCACCGCGAUGCUCACUUCGCGGAGGCAAGGGGCUCCGCCAAGUUGACCGCAUGGCUGCGGUUCCUUUCCCCGGAGGGGCCGGGUGCGGCCUUCCGCGGCCGGUUCCUGACCUGGGUCAAGGGCCGGCUCACGGGUGCUGAAGGCGAAGCAGGAGCUGACGCCGCCAGCCCCUACGCAGCCUGCCACGCCGCCUGCAAACAGCCCUGCGGAAAGACGCUGGUGUGCGGCCACGACUGCGGCAUUCGGUGCCACGCCGGCUCGCCCUGCGCGCCCUGCGCCAGGCCGUGCUGGAUCAGCUGCGCGCACCACCUCCGCUGCCACCGCAAGUGCGGCGAGCCCUGCGUGUCCUGCGCCGAGGCCUGCGUGUGGCGCUGCCAGCACCGCGGCGCAUGCACCGCACCCUGCGGCGCUCCCUGCAACCGGCUGCCGUGUGACCAGCGCUGCAGCCGCAAGCUGGCGUGCGGCCACCGCUGCCCGGGCCUGUGCGGCGAGGAGUGCCCCUCCCAGCGCUUCUGUGUGGACCCGGCGUGUCUGGCCAAGGCCGACAGCAACAUCAAAGACCAGCAAGUGGACGUGGUGAUGAUGCGCUGCCUGGGCGAGCUGUCUCCCGAGGACGUGGACGCCGACCCGCUGGUGGUGCUGCCGUGCCGCCACGCCUUCCUGGUCAGCACCCUGGACGGACACCUGGACAUGGGCAGGUUCUACGCCAAGGACGCGCACGGCCACUGGCUGCAGCCGCUGCCGCUGGGCGCCGAGUCUGGCGGCAAGAGCCCGGUGGUCGGCUGCCCCACGUGCAGGCAGCCCAUCGCCGGCGUGCGGCGCUACGGCCGCGCGGUCAACAAGUCGGCCCUGGACCUGACACACCGCAAGCACAUGCAUCGCUGGGAGGGCAAGCUGGCGGAGGCGCUGAUGCAACUGGAGCACCUGUGGCGCCACGUGGAGGAGCCCGCGACGCAGCCGGCCGCGGCUGCCGCGGCUGCGGCAGCAGGGGGCGGCAGGGCGGCCCGCGGCAUGCACGCGGAGCUUGCGCAAGUGGAGGGGCGGGUUCUGGAGCAGAUUGCGCGCGGUAGCCAGCGGCGGCAGCUCGCGCUGGACCCGGGUGCAAUGCUGGCGCCGAUGCACGCAGUGCUGGCGCACACGCGCCGCACGCUGCGCCUGUUUGAGGACGUGUGCGACGCCUACCUCAGUCCGCCGUUGCGCUUGGUGUACGAGGCUGCUCUGGCGCAGCUGCAGCGGGACGAGCAGGCGGAGGCCGCGCCGCCCGCCGCCGUUGCCGCAAGCGCUGCAGGCGCCGCUGCUGCUGCUGCGGCGGCGGCGGCGACGGCGGCGGCGGCGGGCGGUGCCUGCACCUCCGCGGCCAGCAGCAGCGUGCCGGCGGCCGAACCUCCUGACGGCGAGGAGGAGGCGGCGGCGCGGGCGCGUCGUGCGGCGUGGCUGCAGCUGGCACACCAGGACCUGAACUCGCUGCGGCCAGACACCACACUGCUGUGCAAGGCCUGGUGCGGCAUCCUGGGAUGCGGUGCCGUGUACGUGGCGGCGGGGGCGGCAGGUGUGGCCCGCAUGAGCGCGCUGCUUGGCGGCGGCGGCCAGCGGCAGGCACUGCUGGCGCUGCCCCGGCGACUGCAGAAUGUGGUGCGCGCGCACCUGCGGCCGCAGCUGCAAUACCUGCUGUUCGACGCCCUGCUCGCAUGCGACCGCCUCCUCUACCAGAGCGCGCCGGCCUGGCGCCGACAGGCAGUCGCUGGCCGCUCCUACAACAGCGCCUUCGCGCUGAGCGAGGCGGCUAUGCGCAUGGGGCUGGCGCAGUUGCAGCUGGUGGACGCGGCGGCGGGCCUGCCGCGCAGCGAGGAGGCGGCGGUGCUGCGCGGCGCGAGCCUGAGCUUCAAGGUUUUAGACGAUAUGCGGGAGGCCGUCAUCCAGCAGGUGCGUGCGGAGGGCGACACCGCCCUGGCGCUGUACCGCGGCGAGAGCGGCUUCGCGGCGAUCGGCUACAGCAAUGUGCACAUCGAGGCGGUGGAGCAGCUGCUGGGACAGCUGGACCGGCUGGCGGAGCAGGUGACGCUGCAGGACGUGAUGGAGGCGCUGCGUGCGGUGGCGGCACACGAGUACGGCGGUGGCACGGACGCCAUGGGCUGGCUCACGGGGCACCUGUACCAGUGCCCCAACGGCCACCUGUACACCAUCGGCAACUGCGGCGGCGCCAUGCAGCAGUCGGUGUGCCCCGAGUGCGGCGCCGUCAUCGGCGGCGGCCAUCACCAGCUGGCGGGCGGCAACGCACCAGCCAGCCAGACGCUGCAGCAGCUGCAGCAGCUGGCGGCGCGCCGCUGAAGCAAGAAUUCGAACAUAUGUAGUUAUGUACGCAUGCGUGGCCGGCUGUGGCGUGGAGAUGGUAUAUAUCCAGCCAGGGCACUGCAGACGUACGGCGUGUGUUUGGUGGGUGUUGCGUUGUCAUGUUGACUAAGUUGCUUUCAAGUAAGGGAACACUACAAACAGAGUCUGGUCGAGGUCUGGUCCAUUGGGAACAUGGCACACCGAAGCGAUGGCGACAGCUAGCCCUGGAUGCCCUGGAUCGGCCGAACUGACAAGGAUGGGCUGUACGGUAUGCUCCUGACAUACGGCAGGUUGUAACAGGCUACCUGU